Molecule: messenger RNA, 1601 nt
Organism: Limulus polyphemus (Atlantic horseshoe crab)
Lineage: Eukaryota; Metazoa; Arthropoda; Merostomata; Xiphosura; Limulidae
Product: rho GTPase-activating protein 20-like
Exons: 7
Coding region: 995-1579 (194 amino acids)
Biological process (GO): signal transduction
Molecular function (GO): GTPase activator activity
Source: RefSeq, a predicted model, not a curated record
GCGAGCACAAGGGACAAGCUUUCUGAACUUGCCAUCAGCUGGGAUAUGUCAGUAAUAGGUUGAAAGAGUGACUUAUCCAUAGUAAACUUUUGUUUUACGAAAUGAUAAGAAUAUUACAUAUCGAGCCUAUAUGCAUACAUUUCCAGUCAGGAAGAAACAAGCUAUAGACAAGAGUUUGCCAAAAUAUCUACAGAAAGGUAAGAAUAAUAAUGGUUAAGCAUAACUAUUUAUGCAGGUCCUUUAGACAUUAGAGAAACAAAUACAUAUAUUAAAUUAUGAAGCUAAACUUGAGAUUUAAAUAAACAGCCUUUUCAGGGCAAAUGACUUAACUGACUUAUUUUUCUUUCUGGAAUACAGGGCCACGAUUGUUCCACACCAUCAGACCAAAUUUUGGACCAUCUUCCUUAACUGAACCCAUGAGAGUCCACUGGCCUUGAUCUCCUCCAGGUUAUUGACGGGCGUGGCUUAUUGGCCUGCGUGACUGGCUGAGGAUCGAAGCGUCAGGGGUUCAAUACAUGAUUACAUUGAACAAGCUUCGCACUACAACUGUGGGCGCAGUAAGUCCCGUAAUUCGGUUCCUGUCAUGCAGUAAAAACACAGUACAGUAAAUUCAAAAGACGAACCACCCCAGUUUACCCCUGAUGAAGAAAAUUCUACCUUCCUAAAAUAUCCGAGAUAUAGGGCUACAUAUUUUUAUGUAGCACAUAAUCAUGUCCACCACACUGAGCACGAUUGACGUCAAUGAAGAAAUUAUGGUCAACACUUCAAAAAACCGUAUAAUAACUAGAAGCUACAGCUACCUUGUUCAAGGUUCGCUAGUAUGAUAGCAGUAUUACUGAUAAUAAUUUGUUCAGGUUGUGUGACUAGAAGUGAUUCACACACGUAAAAUGCUGAUUACAUUACUGCUGGUUCCAGUUAUGGAUUCUACAAACUAAGUGUGCGAAGAUCAUUCUUUCUUCAAGUUGCCUGGUGUAAUGGAAAAACAAUAUUUACAAUGGGACUUUCCUUAACACGACAACCAAGAAUUGAACGAAUUCACUUUGGAGUGCCAUUAGAACAAGUUUGCAAAGAUGACAUUCCUGCCCCACUGUUGGUGUUAAUAUUAAAACUGAAUAAAGAAGGGCCUUAUAAAAAAGAUAUUUUUCGAGCACCAGGCCAUCACAAGAAAGUGAAGAAGCUAAUUCAGUUUCUUAAACAUGGAAAGCUUAUCAACAUUGACAGUUUCUCAACACACACUCUCGCAUCUGUGUUAAAGAAAUUUAUCAGGAAACUUCCAGGUGGUAUUUUUGGGCCACAGAAUGAAAAUAUGCUCUUCAAUGUAAUUGACAUUGAAAACACAGAUGAAAAACUGAACGAAAUUCAUAGGUUAAUCAUUUCCCUCCCCUCUGUUGCUCAAUACUUACUGGUGCUUCUUUUUGGGACAUUCCACGCAAUUGCCAUUUCAUCACCGACUACACAAAAUGGUAUGUCAUCAGAAGCUCUUGGAGUUAGUGUUGCUCCUAGUUUUUUUCAAUCAUGCGCUAGUGAUAGAAGUGUGGCUAUAAUAGAUGUCCCCAGGUUCAAGGUGAGUUACGUGUAAUUUUUGAAAAGACAAUAGUACA